AUGAGUUGUAAUUCGAGUGUUUAAAAGAUAUACAACCGGGUUAUUUUCACCUCAGUAACGUUUUGGGUCAUCUCACGAAAACAACAGUUUUAUUUUCAAUAAACUGUGAAAAUUAAAUAUUGUUAUGAAGCGGGUGUUUACCGUACCAGAAAGAACACAUGGCCCAGGACCAGUGUAUUUCACAUGGCAGAAAUCUGGAGGAAAUUUUCUAGUGACUACUGGGUAUGAUCAUACCGUGAAUAUUCAUGAUCGUCAUGGAGAUAGCAGGGAUCACAUCACAUUGGCAGGAAUGUGCUCUGGAAUGGACUGGGAUAAAGAUGGAGACAUACUCGCAGUUAUUAGUCAAAAUUCACCUCUACUUAUCCUGUGGGAUUCAACCACACACAAAGUAACCCAGAUUGACACAGGACUGAGAGACGUUCUCACCGUACUCUUGUGGUCAAAAAGCUCUCCCAUACUUGCUAUCGGAACCUCUAAAGGAAAUCUUCUCAUUUAUAACCACAGAACAUCAAGGAAAGUUCCAAUUCUUGGUAAGCACAGUAAGCGUAUUACAUAUGGAGCUUGGAGUCAGCAGAAUUACCUAGCCCUUGUGGGAGAUGAUAAAGUUUUGACAGUUAGCAACCAAGACGGAGAUACGGUGUGUGAGAGCAGUUUAAAAGCUGAAGCCUCGUUAGUUCAGUUUUCCUCCAUGAAGCAAGAUGAUAGAACUUCAGGAGAUAACACCGUCAGCCUUGUUCUUCAGAAGAAAACAUUGUUUUUGUUGAAUAUCAAUGAUGCAGAAAAUCCUGUUGUUUUAGCAUUCCAGGAGAAAUAUGGGGCCAUCAUAGAAUACAAAUGGUAUGGAGAUGGAUACAUCUUAUUAGGAUUCUCUCAGGGAUUUUUUGUUGUGAUAUCUACUCAUCUCAAAGAAAUAGGUCAGGAACUGCUUCAGAUGAAGUGCCACAAGGAAAGACUGGUUCACCUGUCUGCUUGUUUACCCCAGAAUAAAGUAGCUUCAUGUGGAGAUAACACAAUUAAAAUCCAUGAUUUGAAUGACCUGAAAGAAGUUCAGUCUGUAAUAACUGUUGAUGAAGAAAGAGGUCUUGAGUGGUUGGACUGGACAGAUGAUGGACAGCUUCUGGCAGUAUCAGGGUCUGGAGGAAGUGUUCACGUAUAUCUUACAAAACUACCUGUUCUCGGCGACAGUUACGGAACUCGCCUUGCAUACUUAACUUCAUUGUUAGAAGUGUCAAUAACCAACGCUGUUGAACAGGCAAGUAGUUUUCAAUCUUUUGUUAUUUCAUUUGAUAUUGUCAAUGAAUGA
This is a messenger RNA of Limulus polyphemus (Atlantic horseshoe crab), 1303 nucleotides long. Its product is annotated as WD repeat-containing protein 19-like. The transcript has 10 exons. Gene Ontology annotation, molecular function: protein binding. The record is from RefSeq and is a predicted model, not a curated record. Bases 125 to 1303 code for a protein of 392 amino acids. Gene Ontology annotation, biological process: intraciliary retrograde transport; cilium assembly. Lineage: Eukaryota; Metazoa; Arthropoda; Merostomata; Xiphosura; Limulidae. Gene Ontology annotation, cellular component: intraciliary transport particle A; cilium.